Messenger RNA from Marasmius oreades (fairy-ring Marasmius), 423 nucleotides. RefSeq lists its product as uncharacterized. The record is from RefSeq and is a predicted model, not a curated record. The transcript has a single exon. The coding region runs from base 1 to 423 and encodes 140 amino acids. NCBI's taxonomy places the organism in Eukaryota, Fungi, Basidiomycota, Agaricomycetes, Agaricales, Marasmiaceae.
AUGUUCAAUCCAAAGGGCGAUAGCUCCAAUGCUACGACGUUGGACCGACGGUACAGCGACCUGGUGCAGCAUCGCUCUACAGCCGUGUUCACGGGAAAACUCAACUGGUUCACAUACGCGGAAAAUGAGAUGGUGACUCUCGUCAUCCCUCGUGGCGUGUCCAAUGGUGCCCCCGUUGGCUUGUAUUACAAGUGGACUGUGAAUUCAAAGGGAGUUCGAAAGGCUAAUCAUGCCGUGAAUUCCACCUUCCACGAUGUCACGACCCGUGCGAAUGGUGAAACUGUGGGGACAUUUGGUACCAGUGAUGGUCACUACACGUAUAAGGUCACUGUGCGGAGCGACGGAGAUGCUGCCGAACUACAUAUGUCCAACCAGACCCACGACGAAGCCACAGCCGAAUUGAAGAAAUCCUAUGGUUUCUGA